GGAGAGGGGGUAUGCACGCUGUCCCCGGCAGGACUCGAGGCCGGGAAUUGUUCUAGCCCCUGCUGGCCACACAGCAGAGGACUGAGUGGGGGCAGGGGCUGGUGGCAGCCCCCCUCGGGGGGUACGGGCCGACCAGGGCCUGAGGCCUGAGUGCCACUAGGCACCUGGAAGAUGCCCGUGCCCUGGUUCCUGCUAUCCUUGGCUCUGGGCCGAAGCCCUGGGGUCCUGUCUUUGGAGAGACUUGUGGGGCCUCAGGACACCGCCCGCUGCUCUCCGGGCCUCUCCUGUCACCUCUGGGACGGUGACGUGCUGUGCCUGCCUGGGAGCGUGCAGCCUUCCCAGGGCCCUGUCCUGGUGCCCACGCGCCUGCAGACGGAGUUGGUGCUCCGGUGCCGGCAGCAGACUGACUGUGACCUCUGUGUGCGUGUGACCAUCCACCUGGCCGUGCACGGGCAUUGGGGAGAGCUGGCAGAGGAGGGACAGGCUGGAGCAGCGGCUGGCCCUGGGCUUGAGAAGCCUCAGAACGCCCCUCUCCAGGCCCACGUCGUGCUGUCCUUCCAUGCCUACCCCACCACCCGCUGUGUGCUACUGGAAGUGCAGGUGCCAGCCGCCCUGGCGCAGCCUGGUCCCUCUGUGGGCUCCCUAGUGUUCGAUUGCUUUAAGGCCGCCCUGGGGGCUGAGGUGCGAAUCUGGUCCUACACGCAGCCCAGGUACCAGAAGGAGCUCAACCUCACACAGGUGCUGCCUGACUGCCAGGGACUCGAAGUCCAGGACAGCAUCCAGAGCUGCUGGGCCCUGCCCUGGCUCAAUGUGUCCACGGAGAGUGACCACGUGCGCCUGCUGGUGGAGGUCUCUGAGGAGCAACGCUUCGGCCUGUCCCUGUACUGGAGCCAGGUCCACGGUUCCCCCAGGCCCUGGUGGCACAGAAACCUGACUGGGCCGCAGACUGUCAUCUUGAACCACACAGACUUGCUUCCCUGCCUCUGUGUUCAGGUGUGGCCCCUGGAGCCCGACUCUGUCAGGACGAGCACCUGCCCCUUCCGGGAGGACCCUCGUGCCCUCCGGAACCUCUGGCGAGCCGCCCAGCCACGACUGCUGCCCCCGGAUGGCUGGCGCCUGGACGCACCCUGCUCGCUGGCUGCCCAGGCCACGCUAUGCUGGCAGGUGCCAGAUGGGGGGCUCUGCCUGCCACUGGUGCCACCGCUGACCUGGGAGAACAUCACUGUGAACGAGGCCCAGAAGUUCCCAUUGCUGAAAGGACACCCAAACCUCUGCGUGCAGGUGAGCAGUGGGGAGAAGCUGCAGCUGCAGGAGUGCCUGUGGGCUGACUCCCUGGGGCCCCUCAAGGACGAUGUGCUGCUGGUGGAGACGCGAGACCCCCACAACACGUCGCUGUGUGCCUUGGAGCCCACAGGCUGUACUCCGCUGCCCAGCAGGGCAGCCACGAGGGCAGCCCGGGUGGGAGAACACUUGCUUGAAGAUGUAGAGUUGGGCCAGUGCCUGCAGCUGUGGGAUGAUGACCUUGGAGCACUCUGGGCCUGCCCCAUGGACAAAUACAUCCACCGGCACUGGGCCCUGGUGUGGCUGGGCUGCCUGCUCCUGGCUGCGGCGCUCUUCCUCCUCCUCCUCCUCCUCCUCCAUAAGGACCCUGUGAAAGGGUGGCUGAGGCUCCUGAAGCUGGACUUCCGCUUCGGGGCCGGGGGCCGCAGGGCCCUGCUCCUGUACUCGCCGGACGACGCGGGCUUCGAGCACCUGGUGGGCGCGCUGGCGUCGGCGCUGUGUCCCCUGCCGCUGCGCGUGGCCGUGGACCUGUGGAGCCGUCGGGAGCUGAGCGCGCAGGGGCCCCUGGCCUGGUUCCACGCGCAGCGGCGCCGGACGCUGCAGGAGGGCGGCGUGGUGGUGCUGCUCUUCUCGCCGGGAGCCGUGGCGCUCUGCCACGAGUGGCUGCAGGACGGGGCCGCGCAGCCAGCCACGCACGGCCCGCAGGACGCCUUCGCCGCCUCGCUCAGCUGCGUGCUGCCUGACUUCCUGCAGGGCCGGGCGCCCGGCCGCUACCUCGGGGCCUGCUUCGAGGGCCUGCUGCAGCCGGACGCCGUGCCCGGCCUCUUCCGCACCGUACCUGUGUAUUCACUGCCCUCGCAGCUGCCCGACUUCCUGGGGGCGCUUCAGGGCCCCCGCGCGCCCCUCUCUGGGCGGCUCGCAGACAGGGUGCGACAGGUGACCCGGACCCUUCAGCCUGCCCUGGACAACUGCAUCCAGCCCCCGGGCCGGGGCGCGGGUUGGGACCUGGGACCGGGGACAGGGCUUGAAUAA
Messenger RNA from Ochotona princeps (American pika), 2313 nucleotides. RefSeq names its product interleukin 17 receptor C (gene IL17RC). NCBI's taxonomy places the organism in Eukaryota, Metazoa, Chordata, Mammalia, Lagomorpha, Ochotonidae. Gene Ontology annotation, molecular function: interleukin-17 receptor activity. The transcript has 19 exons. The record is from RefSeq and is a predicted model, not a curated record. The coding region runs from base 172 to 2313 and encodes 713 amino acids.